Helicoverpa zea (corn earworm) is the source of this 9939-nucleotide messenger RNA. RefSeq names its product la-related protein 1B-like (gene larp). Gene Ontology annotation, cellular component: cytosol; cytoplasmic stress granule. The record is from RefSeq and is a predicted model, not a curated record. Bases 503 to 4258 code for a protein of 1251 amino acids. Gene Ontology annotation, biological process: positive regulation of translation; mRNA stabilization. Gene Ontology annotation, molecular function: RNA cap binding. NCBI's taxonomy places the organism in Eukaryota, Metazoa, Arthropoda, Insecta, Lepidoptera, Noctuidae. The transcript has 29 exons.
CACAGCCUUCCGUAAGUUCCGUGUGUGUUGCGGAAAAAUCCCUUUUUGGGCGUCCGACCACAUGUGUGAAUAGUGAACAAAAUAUGGUUCUAUUAUGAUUUUAUGUUAAUAGGAGCGUAUUUCAUAGUGAUCGGUACACGACUUCGAUAGAUAAAGUGCGUACGGAUCGUUCAGUGUGCCAGAAAAGUUGGAACAAGACGACGGAAGUGCAUUUUUUUCGAUGUAAAUACGGUCCAACCAGGGUCAGUCCGGUGUGGUACGAGAGGUUCGCGCAUAUUUCCCAGCGUACGACCGUGUGUGUGCGCCACUGGGACGUGUGAGUUACUCGUGAAUAAUUCGACCUUCGCACUGUUCGAUCGGGCCGUUUUCAUCGGGAAAGUUCGUUCGAAAUUAGUGGGUUAACCCCAUCAUGCCGUCGUGUUGAGGGGCAUGGAGGCGCGCUCGUGAUCGUCUGUCGGCGCGGAGCGCGCGCCCGGGCUUACAUAACGAGGGCAGCGGCGGCAUGGCCGCCCGCGUGUCCGCCGAGGGCGCAGGACCCUCUUACGCGUCAGUGUUGAACUUUAGAGGGGGUGACAGCAAUAAGGAGAACAUUGAGGCCGCGCCGGGCGAAGUGUCAGACGCGCCUCCCACCAAGCAGGAUGACGAGGAGGAGGAGGGGUUCGUGCCUGUGAUAUCGCACGGCCGCCGUCCGGGCAAGGGUCGAAGGCACCCGGAGCGUAGGGCUCCGCCCCGCCCGCAGAAGGCGCCGGCCCCGCAGUCGGAGCCGCAGCCGACUCCUGAGCAGCAGCAGCAGUCGUCUGAGAGUCAGCCGAAGAAGUUUGUUGAGGCACCAAUACCUAAAGUGAACCCUUGGCAGACCUCAGACACCCCAUUGCAGGUGCGAGGAGGCAGUACAGGAGUGCCGCCCCCAGCGGCUCCAGCUAUGAUCGAACAGGAGAAGAGAUCUCCUCUUCAGCCUCAGCAGCAAGGCAGAGUGCAGCCAGAACCAGUGGUUGUGUCGGCGCCCGCGCCGCCCAAGCCGGCGAUUGUCAAGGCUCCGAAGCACGCAAAAGUUAAUCAAAAGGCAUCAGAUUUCACAGACAUAGGCGACUGGCCGACGCUCGGCGCGGCUGUCUCCGGAGGCGCGAGGUGUCACUCCACACCGCCUCCCCAUGAUGCUGAUCCCGCUCACCACAAUGGGAAUGCGGAACAGGAUCGCAAACCGCCAGAGGAACCUCAUCAUCAGCAGCCUUCCAAGCCCGAGAAGGUGGAGACGACGCACAAUCACCAGCACAACGACAGGCACCAUGAUAAACACCUUGACAAGGCUAAGAGUUCAGGGGCCGGCAAGGGCGGCAGCAAGUCGGGCAAGCACAAGUGGGUCCCGCUAGACAUCGACGUGAAAGCCGCGCGCCCCGGCAAGCACGGGCCCCAGCAUUCCACCAGGCCUGAGAAUGACACAGUUUCCCUAAACGGCGAGGACUCGCGGUCCCGCGGUGCCGCGCGGUCUCGCGGAGCCCGCGGAGGAGCACGCGGCGGUCGGCGCUCCGCCCCGCGCCCCGCGUCCGCGCUGCCGGCGCUGCCGCCGCACCACCACGUGUAUCAUCACGCUCAUGACUUCCCUCACCAUCCGGAUUUGGCUCAGCUGCGGGUCUCAGCGGGCGGGGUGGCGCAGGUGGUGGUCCCGUUCGGAGGCCUCGCGACCAUCGGGGCUCCGCUGGCGCCUCCACUGGCGCAGGCCUUCUACUAUGGAGCUGCGGCCGCUACGGCUGCGCCAUACGGGAUUGGACUUGAUCAUGCUACGUUAAAGGAUCUUAUUAAGAAGCAGAUCGAAUACUACUUCAGUCCGGACAACUUAGCCCGGGACUUCUUCCUCCGUCGCAAGAUGAGCGCGGACGGCACAAUCCCCGUCACGCUCAUAGCUUCCUUCCAUCGCGUCCGAGCUUUGACGCCCGAUGUGCAACUCGUGCUUGACGCUAUACGGGACUCCGAUAAACUGCAGCUUAUAUCUGGAUUCAAGGUCAGAACAGCAUUCGAACCAACAAAAUGGCCGAUACUAGACAUAACAUCAGGCACAAACGCCGAAGAGGAAAAGUCAACCCAACCCGACGAAAAGCCGAAGUCUUCCGAAGAUAAACCGAAGACGCCCGAAGAUGACGUCACAGUGGAAACCACGAAGGAAGAGGCGCCCAGUAUAGAGACGAAAGUUGAUAGUGUGGAAAUUGAGAAGGUGGUUGAGAAACCUGUUGAGAAGGUCGAAGAAGUUGCUGUGGUUGCGGCUGUUGAAAAUGUUGAGCCACAACCAACAAAAACAGAAGAAACAAGCAAUAAGCCCGAUUCCGAAGUAAAAGAUGAUAAGCCACUUGAUAAACCUGAGUCACCUACAGGCGAUAAGCCAGUCGAUCCUGCCGACGAUCCGCCUUUACAGUCAGAAGGCGGUGAUGAAAAACCAGGAGAGAAACGACGCAAGAAGCAAAUGGUGGGCAUAUUCCCUCUGCCCACGAUGGGAGGUCCGCUAGUGGCGCCCGUUUCUUCUCUGCUCAGAGCCGUACCGCCGCCACCCUUACCCAGAAUGUUCCGCACGGGUCGCGGCGGCGCGGGCGCGGGCGCGGCGCCUCACGACCCGCUCAACCCCGACGUGCCCGAGUUCGUGCCGCUCGCCAAUAGGCAUGAAGAGUGCAACGACAAAUCAGACAGUCAGGACGACAGACCGGCGUCAGGCAACUCGAGUCCGAAUUCGGAACAAGUUUGGACUGAGGUAAAAAGGCGCACAAAAGCGGGUUCCCGCGAGCGGGCCGCAGCUCCGGCCGACGCUGAACAACGCGAGGAGCUGCACUUUCAGCUCGACGAGGAGCUAGACCUGCCGCCGCCGAGGCACAACACCUUUACUGACGCUUGGUCUGAUGACGAAUCCGACUUAGAGUUCACGGACCGCGACGUUGGGCGGCUGCUGAUUGUGACGCAGACGCCUGCUCGCCCGCCCAAGCACGACGGACACGACCGACAGGGCGACUGGAAUACUAGGACCAAGAUCACACAGGAUUUGGAGCAGGUUAUCACAGAUGGACUUAGACGAUAUGAAGAAGAUUUGUGGAACGAUACGGAUUAUCCCUCGUCAUACGGCAGCGGCAACCAAUACCGCACCGUGUCUCUCAUCAGCCGGUCGGCGUUCGAAGCAGCCGUGCCGGCCGAGCGGCAUCACAACCCGGCCGAACCGCCGCCGCCCCCACCCAGGCCGCAACAGGUGGAACAACAUGAGCAGACGAAUAAGUCGAAGCGGCCGCGUCGCACGGCUCGCUUCUACGCCGCCAACAAGGACCCACAUGCUACCGAUGUUAUAAGUAGCCGCAAGCACAAGACUCGUCACAGCCUCAACCCGCCGGUGGAACACCACGUGGGAUGGAUCAUGGACAUCCGUGAACAUAGAGCCAGGACGCAUAGUACUGGCUCGUCACUGGGAACAUCACCGACGCUGGGCUCGUCUUGCGGCUCCAUGCCACAGUCGCUGCCGACCUUCCACCACCCGAGCCACGGCCUCCUCAGGGAGAACCACUUCACGCAGCAGGCCUACCACAAAUAUUACUCGCGCUGUCUUAAAGAGCGCAAGAAGCUGGGUAUCGGCCAGUCACAAGAAAUGAACACCCUGUUCAGAUUCUGGUCGUUCUUCCUCAGGGAUCAUUUCAACCGCAACAUGUAUAAUGAAUUCAGAUCACUAGCGAACGAAGACGCUUCGGCCGGUUUCCGCUACGGUCUCGAGUGUCUAUUCCGCUUUUACUCGUACGGGCUCGAGCGCAAGUUCCGGCCCGAGCUCUACCAGCACUUCCAGAUCGAGACCAUCGCUGAUUAUGAGAAAGGUCAACUAUACGGCCUAGAGAAAUUCUGGGCGUUCCUAAAGUACUACAAGCACGCGGGUGCUCUACAAGUGGACUCCAAGCUGCAAGGAUACCUGGAGAACUUCCAGAGCAUCGAGGACUUCAGAGUUUUGGAGCCGCAGCUGAACGAGCUGCUGGCAGCGGCCGGGCCGGCGGCGCCGGGGCGCGGGCCGCACGCGCGUCCGUAUGAUCGCACCCGCUCGGUUUCUGAAAGCGACCGCGCCGCCAUCGCGCAUAGGGCUGCCAGCAAUAAGUACGUGGGCGGCAACCGUCCUGCCGGCAACAACAACAACAACCGCGGCCGCGCCGGCUCCUGCGGCGCUCAGAGCGUCGUCGCCAAUGCUAGGCCUAGACCAACGCCAAAAACGAAGCAAGAAGAACCGAAACAGCUGUCAGCGAAACAGUGAUUGUUGUACAUACUACAGACUAAUUGUGCGUUGUGCUUAACACCGUAGUUAAACGUUAAUCGGAUGCAUUUUCUUUUUCUAUAUAUAAAUAAAUAAAUAAAGUUAAAAACAAACUCUAUUCAUAGUGCUGUGACACUCUGUGGUUUGAAGCGUCACUCGAUGGUUAUAUGCGGAGCCUAGCUUAUAUGCAUUGACAAUAAGCAACGCUAUGCUCUAUGUUCACGCGUUAUCAAUUUGACAUCUAUAUAGCUAGAGUAAGUACUACCAUAUAAACGAUAUAUAUAUUUAUAUAUUUUUGACAUUGUAUAAAAAUAACGACAUUCAUCUUGAUAAAAUUCAAAAUGACAUAAAAAAAAUGAAUAUUCUGUCGUAGUCUUUGGUAGGUUAAGUAUUUUUUAUCUGUGGCGACUCUGGUGCUGCGACAUCGACAAUCCUCGCAUUUUUUUGUUUAUCCGCCAUUUUGGUAUCUCGAGUUGUCGUGAGUCUCGAGGUUUUAGAAAUAAUUACUCAUACGAGUUGCUUCUUUAAAAAGCUUGAGUGGGAUUAUAGUUGAGUGUAUUUCAGUAAUUACUAAGUGUUUGUAUGUAUAAGUCGGGUUAAAUAUAAUGAACUCAUACUUGAGUCGUACUCACUCAAGUUUUUGAAGCGAAUUCAAAGUUUGACUCACUCAUUUUUCACCUCGAAUCGUGUGUGAGUGGGACUCUAACGAGUGAGUUGACACUCACACUCGGAACUCACACACUCACUCUAAAUACAAUUGUUUGGAUCUCUAGAUAAAGGAAAACAAACUAGACUGUAUGCAGCAAUCAUAAAAAAAGUGUUUUUUAUAACCUGUACAGCCGUGUUAUUGUAAAAAAAAAGAUGUAUAAUUGACAGAAGACUGGAAUUAAAGUUCAGAAUUGCGAGAAAAAAAAUUACAUGUAGAGAGAUUGGGUAUUCAUAGCACGAUGUUGAAAAUACUUAAUGAAUUUAUUUAGUAUACUCUUUUGUUUUGAAAUGCGGACUUUGGCGAUGCGAUUCGAGCAUGCUUUUAGGUAUUUAGAAUUCUAGUAAUUCUCAGAUGCAGCUAAAAUUUCAUCUCACGUAAAUAGUUUACUUCUUUCAUCAAUUUGUAAGUUGUCUUAACAGUUCUGAUAUUUUGAUGUUCUCAAAAGGGAUUGCUAGUCAUCCUAUAUUAUUCUAGUUCUAUCAAGCAAGCAAGAACAUGAAUCUAUCUUUGACAAAGGGCUUGUAAGACUAGCUAACCUGUUGUCCGCACUUUAAAAAUAUGUCUUAUCGUUAAUUGCACAAAGUUCCAUUAAAGUUAAAGCUUCAUUAAAUCUAUUGCUGUCACUUUUUAUCUGGUUGACAAAGAAAGAGUCAGCAAUAAAUUUAAUGCAGCUUUGUGCAACUGACUGACUGAAUAUUUAGUGUCUGACGCAAAAAGUUUUGAAAAUUUACACGACAGAUGUCAUAUUAGAAUUCUAUUUAUCCAAAAGAUGUUUUACUAAAAUCUAACAGUUACGCCAACGUGUCCGUCAAAUACUGCCACUUGUAUUUAAUAACUCUGAGCACACAGUUACUUUAGUUCUUAACCGCGUUUUUAACUGUUGGAAAUAAAACGUUUGUUCUAACUGUACAGUUAAACUUUGUAGUUUUAUCAACGAAAUAUAUUUGUAUAGGAAUGUUUAAACAACUCGAUUCGACAAAGAGUUGUUAUGCAGAACAGUUUUGAAAAAGGUUUGGUUACGAAUGUACACUGUCAAUUCAGUGGGUACAUUAAUGUCUGUAUCUAUUAAGACGUGUAUUCUGGCUUAAUUUGUUACUAAGCAAAACCAGUAAUACAAAAACCAUACAGAUAUUUGUCGUAAUCGAAAUAAAGCUUUACAACUAUGAUAUUAAGACUCAAAUUGCAAAAGGGUUUCAUACAUUUUAAAAACAAAACAAAAGUGUAUGAAGCACCCCUUUCGUGUCGUGGUUGAAACUGUUCUGAAUCCCGUCGGAACCGAGACUCAAGUCCCAUAAGGGCAAACUAUAGGCUGAUUAUAUUAUAAAGUUAAAAGCAAAUCAUAAACUUUGGUGCUAUUAUGUAAAAUUGUUUGAGACAACCGUUUUAUUUCCAAUACAUAUUGUGAAGUGAUUUUCAAUUAAUAACUUAGUACAGUUGCGUGCAAAAAUAUGUAUACGGUUAGUAGAAAAGCGACGUUGACACAUGUCGGUCCUGCUUUUGAUCUCUCUCCGGUGGUGUCGGAUUGUCGUCCCAUCGCGCCAUGAGAGUGAAGGAAUAGUGAGUGCACCUGUGUCCAAGCAAAUGCUCGUGCACUAAUAUGUCCUGUGCAGUUGGCUGAUUUCCUUGUAUGAGAACAGCCGCCGUGGCUGAUAAUCGGAUGAUCGGAUUUUUGCAUGUCACUGUAAAUUUUUUCGUGUUGCUACCAAAUAUUAUUUGGCAGUAAAUACACGUUUAGUUUUCGUUUAUUUCACAAAAAUGAGAAAGAAGUCAAGUGACAUGGAAUGGAUUUUUCAGAAUGGAUUAGAAUGACGAAAUAUAGGCCAUCGGAUAUGUGUUGUGUUAAAGAAAUUAAAUUAUCACCUUUAACAUGACAUAAAUAAGGAAAGAUAAAGAUUAAAGAUGAAGGCUGAUAGAAUGACAAAGGAAAUUAUAAAAAGUUAAUUGAAAAUCAUUUCACAAAUCGAAAGUUUUAAACUAACUUGCUCAAGUUUUUUCUUUUAUGUAUGAGUGUGUUUGUGGUAUGUUCAAAGUUGAAAUCCGAAUUGAAUUUAGAGAAUGUCAACAGCGGCCUUAAUAUACUAAUGAAGAAAAUAUGAAGUUUCCAAAUAUUUUUGUCUUGCAGUGUAGUGCUUUGAAAUUCUUGCCAGGUUAUCAGGUUUUUUUACAUUUUCAUAUUAUUUGUUCUACCAAAUAAUAGUUUGAAUGAAGUCAGAUUGUUUUUCAAUUUCGGUUAUUUAAUUUCUCCUAUCCAAAGGUAUUUUUUUUAAUUCUUGCUGCCGACUGCAUGGAGUCGCCGCAGCUGCACUACUGGUUUGUAUGUGUUUACAUGAAACCGUUUUGGAUCGAAGCGGCAGCAGCACGUGCAGUCGCUGCCAGAUAUCGAUGACAGAUGUCAGAUAUUGAUGACAGAUGUCAGAUGGCAGCAAGAAUUGAAACUAACCUUUUUAGAAUACACGAAUACAGAUUGAUGCUUUAAUCUUAAAUAUAUCAUGUUCGUUAGUAAUAAUGUGAGAGAAAGAUAUUUCAAGUUUCUGUAAAAUCGAUUCGGAUUGAAUACCUAGCCAAUAAACGUUAUAAUAAAUAUUUAAAAAUACUGUAUAGGAUUCAUAUAAACGAAUGUUGGUGUGCGAAAUGGCUCCUUUUAAUUAUUUUUUCGUAGUAUUUAAGUGUGCUUUUAUUUUUUAUUAUUAUUUUUUUUUGUUGUGCAGUGUGUACGUGGUAUGUCUUUAGAGAAAAAAAAAGAAAAAAUAGACAAAAAAAAUGGCUGCUGAUAAGUCGUUAGAAAUACAGCUUUCACCCGUUAAUAUUCACCGAUUGUAAAGUAUUCACUGAAAAAAAGCUUUUUACAGAAACCCGUUGUUAUAUUAUACAUAGGUUAUAAAUAUUUUUGUAAUUGCGACAUACCGCGCACCCAUUGCAAUUUGUUUAAUAAUAUAUAUGUAUACCUACACUAGGAUUAAUGAGUAAAAUAAAAAAAAAAUACAUGUAGUCUGCUUAGAUCGCUUCGACCCGAUGAUAUAGUUCCUAUACGCGAUUAUGAUUAAAUAUGUUUUUUUAAGGUCUUGAUAAAAAAAAAAAAGUUAGUUGGCAUAGAAACCUUGAUUUUUUUAACUUGUAAAAAUAAUUAUAACUGUGAUUUUUUUGGCUACAGCUGGAGGUAUUAAUUUUUUGCUUUUCCUAUUGGUUUUCAAAAUAUUUUAUAAAAAAUCCGUGUUUAGUUUGCAAUAAAUGACUACUUCUUGAUGCGGACAAUACGGAUGCAUAUUUUCAAAACUUAUGUUUAAAACGGAGAGUCAAAAUGCUACUUUUUCGAUCCGAAUUUUCAAGUCUCAAAAUCUAAGGUUUCUAUGUCAACAUAAAACCAUUUAUUUCCUCCCGUCCUUUAAAAAUAGAAGCAUUUUAAUUAAUGUUAACCAUAGUUAAAUUUGUAAUUCAUUUUUUGUAUUGAAACAAAUAUAAUUGAAGCGAUCGAUAGCUGAGCGUCGCAUUUAUAUGUGGGACACACAAACUAUGUAUUACCGUUACUGUUACAGCCUUUUUAUCGUCCCACUGCUGGGCACAGGCCUCCUCUCACAUGGAGAAGGAUUGAGCAUUCAAUUGUUUAACUAUGUAUUAAUGACGAGAAAUAGCUAGAUUUUCGAAAGACCAUGUUUCUUAAUAACUUCUCUGUCCUAUGAGUCAAAUGUGAUACACAUCGAUUGUUUACCUUAUGUGUCUGCUUCGUAUGGACAGUGAAGUGGAUAACUCCUAUUGAAAAUUAUUCAUAUUUUUGUUUUUGAAAUUGAAAUGUGAAAGCUAGUAUUUUUUUUUUUCAAUAGAUCUUUGUGAUUGGUUGAAAAUGCAUUUUGUAUCGGUUUGGAUAUUUAAUACUGAGUGUUAAUAUUUGAGAAUAAUUCUGAAAAUAUCGUCAUUUAUUUUGGUAAUCGAAGGGCUUGUGAUGCACUAAUUUAUAUUCUUUUAUUUGAAUUAAAUAAUGAAGAAUAGUCAGUCCUUUAGCUGCAUCAUUUGACUGUUUUCAUGAGAAAAAAAUGUUUCGUACUUGUCUUUUCAAAAUAGUGAAGAAGUCCAAAAUAUUUUGCAAAUCCACUCUCUACAGUCACCACUUACUGUUUAUAUCUGGCAAAAUUUGCCACAGUUUUCGCUUAAUUGCCAUCGUGAAAAUACAUAAAAUAAGUAUGUAUUUCUUAAAACAACUAUUUAGUUUGAAAAUUGAACGUGAAAAUUCAUAGUAAACAGAUGUUUUAAGAAUACUGACAAUUAUGUUGUUUGUUAAGUUGUCGUGCAUUUCAGAAUUAUUGCCAAAUGUCUAGUUUCCCGCGUAUAAAUGCGACGCCAUGGAAUUCUUAUGGCGGGAUAAUCGUUAAGUUGUUUUUAAGUUAAUUCGUUGCAAUUUUUUUUUUUCGUAUUGUAAGUGCGCCAAAGGUGUUGAAGACAAAGUGUUGAAAGGAUAACACUUAGGUUUACUGUAUAAAUGAAAAAUAUAAAAAAAAUAUCUUGCUAGUAAAGUUUAAGGCUUGGUAAUAUUAUUGAUGCUAUGCAGUAUGGUGGACGGACGCCAUUUUAGACGCUUCAAAGGUGUCUAUGAUUACUUCCGUCCCCCAAACUGUAGGUGACCAUAAAGUAGGUUCAAUAUCUCCAGUGCAUUAAAUAUUUUGUUGUCGAUUUUUUUUUCGGUAAAAAAAAAAAACUUUGGUUGUUGUAAAAUAAUUAAAUAAAAAAAAUAAUUGCGUAGAUGUUUCAAAAAAAAAUUAGUCAAUGUAGGUAGGGUUAGUUCAGAAAUUAAGUAAAAAUUGUUUUUUUUUUUAAGAUUUGCUUCGUCGGAGUGACGUAGACAGUAUGUAUUUGAUUCACGAGUUUUUAAAAGAAAUUUGCAUUUUAGCUAACACUGUCUUGUCGCCGGACGUGGUAAGUAAGGCUGUAAGUUAAAUAUACAUAUUAUAUUUGAAGUAAAUAAAUUAAUAAUAAAACCACA